Molecule: messenger RNA, 1337 nt
Organism: Protomyces lactucae-debilis
Lineage: Eukaryota; Fungi; Ascomycota; Taphrinomycetes; Taphrinales; Protomycetaceae
Product: mitochondrial carrier domain-containing protein
Exons: 1
Coding region: 93-1274 (393 amino acids)
Biological process (GO): mitochondrial transmembrane transport
Source: RefSeq, a predicted model, not a curated record
GAUCAGACAAGAACCAGACACAUCAGCGACAUCUACUCUUCAAGGCCCAGACAUCACGAGCUCCAGGCGAUCCUCAAUCGCGUCGCAUCUGGAUGGCAACAGCUCUCAGCGGCUCAAUCGCAACGACAAACGCAUCACAAAUAGACUCUAACCAUGACUCAGCUACGUCACCACCGCACCCAACAGGCGACAUCACUCCUCUACAAAAGGCGCUUAGUGCCAUUAGCGGGGCCAUCAUGACUUCACUCAUGGUGACACCGCUUGAUGUUGUCAAAACACGUCUUCAAUCGCAACCCCUCAAUCAACCAGACAUCAUCUGUUGUCGCGAACCGAUCAACGUCCAUGCGCAACAACACGCUCGCACACAGCAGCAAUACAGUUAUAACUCCGUGCAGCGGAUAGCGCGGUAUCACGUUUCUGGCGGUGGCGGUGGGACACUCGCUACCGCAACAGCAGCAGGCUGUAGUCCGAGUCCAGAAAUUUGUUUGGCAGAGGAGACGUCACUCAAGCGCUUCUCGGGGACCUGGGAGGGUCUUGUCAAGAUUGCUCGGAAUGAGGGACUUUCGAGUCUCUGGCGUGGUCUCUCACCCACCUUAUUCAUGGCUGUACCAUCGACUGUUAUUUACUUUGUCGGGUAUGAGCAAUUGCGAUUGAUUGUGAAUACCGACGCAUCCUGGGCCCCGUUGCUCUGUGGUGCGCUUGCGAGAACAGCUUCUGCAACAGCCAUUUCACCGCUUGAGCUACUACGUACACGGCUACAAAGUGCGACCCAUACACAUCGAUCUGCAUCAGAGACAUUCACUGAUGUGACACAGGGUAUUCGACAACAAGUCAGAACGGACGGGCUACGUGUCCUCUGGCGUGGUCUCAGUUUGACACUAUGGAGAGAUGUUCCCUUUUCAGGACUCUAUUGGCUUGGAUAUGAGCGCACAAAGCGACAACUCCAGCAAUCUAGUGUCGUGAUUCAGCAAUCACCGUUCCUGCAAUCCUUCUUGGCAGGUGGUAUCUCGGGUACCUUUGCAGCACUCAUCACAACACCGUUUGAUGUUGCCAAGACCAAAAAACAGAUUGUUGAAAAGAGCAUCACAAGCGCCAAUGCAGCAGAAGGCAGUAUGGUUCAAAUCAUGCGACGCAUCACAGUCGAGGAAGGCUGGCGAGGUCUUUGGAGAGGCACCGUGCCACGUUGUCUCAAGGUCAGUCCAGCAUGCGCCAUUAUGAUUUCUAGUUAUGAAUUUGGCAAGCGCUUCUUUGGACAACAACAAGGGAUGGCAUAGAGAGAGGGUACACUGGAAUCACAAACAUAACACGUAGCGAUAGCACAAUCAAUCUUGAUGGUU